GACCAGAACGCACACACAUGUUUUCAACAAAAACAAAGUUUCAGUUAUUGACCAUGUACGUAACCUACAUUCUAAAAAAUACUGGGUUAUUUUUUUUCUACCUAAAUGCUUUUGGGUCAUUUAAUUGGGUUGUUUUCUCAGUUUUGGCUUGAUUUGUGUAACCCAACCACUGGGUUAUUGGAUGGGUCAUUUUCACUGACAGUUGAUCAAUGCACCCCUCCACCACCUCGGCGCCUCAGCCCAGCUCCUUGGGUCAAAUCAACUCAGCAUGGACUGUUUAAAUUCCCCUCAGGUGGAGGUAGCAGUUUUCACAUGGACAGACUGUUAGAUUUAUUUGGAGAAACAAGGUUCGUAUCAGUAUAUUUAUCCACAAAACCCUUACUGUACACUAGAAAAAGCAAAAAUGUGCAUUAACAGUCCAGAUUACAUGACAUAAAAUGCACCUCUAUCUUUAUCUAUCUAUAUCUAUAUUUGAAAUAUUCAAAGGGUAAAAAUAUCCCUGAAAAUAUUAACCCAUUUAUGAAAUAAAAUGAACCCAGCGUUUCUGUAAAAAAAAAAAUUUUAAAUGAAAGCAUCCUUUUGGUUGAAAAAGAACCCAUUUGCUGGGUUAAAAUGAACAACUCAACUUGAUGGGUUAGUUUAGCCCAAAAUGUGUUCUGUCCUAUAUUUCCCCAAGCCCUUGGGCUAAAAAUAACCCAAUUUGGGUUGAGUGCAAUAGCUCCUGUAUUUUAGUUUUUAAAAUCAACUACUGUUCAAGCUCCUGAAAGGCAUAGUUCUAGUUGAGAACAUUUUGAAACUUAGAUUUAGAAACGGCAGGAAGUAUUUUUGCAAUUUUUAAAUGGCCUUUGAUCUACUGUUUUCAUGCAUUUUUCCUACAAAUGUGGAACUUCAAGUCCCGUGCCAGUGACGUACAGAAACAAGAAGUGAAAGAGACAUGGAUUAAUAAUGGAAAAAACCAUGUAACUAUUUUGCAAUGAAAGUGGAAAGGUUAAUACUUGUGUAGUGGCCUUUUAACAUGGGGACAUUUGAACACUUUAUACUACGUAUAGAUCUGAAAACUACAUGCUUUCCUGAAACGAAAUGUUGAUCUUUCACUCAUAUCUCAACUGCGGAAAAAAAGCAUUAUAUAGCAUUUUAAUUCCAUUUAAAAUUUAUUCAAACUCGAGAGACCAAAAACAAUCCCAUGGUUAAAGUCAGAGAUCACGUUUUUUCCCCUUUCUGAUGUUUGAAGAUGAACAGAAGCUCUUGUCCUGUAUCUGCAUGAUUCUAUGCAUUGUGCUUCUGCCACAUGAUUGGAUUACUGAAUAAUUGCAUGAAUGAGCAGGUGCACAGAUGUUCCUAUUAAAGUGGCCCUUGGGUGUAUAGAUAUAAAAGCUUUGCAGGUAUAAAAUGCAAUUCUGAGGCAUGGCUUUGUGUCUGUGUUUAAUUCCUGUUUCUUUAGUUUCUUGGUUAGACAGAUACGUGUUUUUGCUUAGCUCAUUACUUUCUAGGCCAUUGUUUUCUUUUUUUAAGAAACGCUGACGUCCCUGAGUUCUUGGCAUACUUCAAGAGAAUGGGAUAAAAUAUCACACUUCACGUACAUAUUACAGACAACAGUUCAUAUUUCCGUAUCAUAUUUCUGACACGGCUGAAAAAUCAAACAGCUGGAGCUUUUUUUUUUUUAAUUGCUCCAAGACUCCAAGACCAUUUUAUUGACCAUUUUCUCAUUCUCUUCAGUAUAAGUAUGUGGCCAUCAGCAUGGGAGAAAACCAAAGAGGUCUGAACACAAAGAGGAAAAAAUCCAAGAUGGUUGACAUGUCAACUAAUGAAUAUGAAAAUACAUUUGCAGUUGAUCACAUUUUUAAACACAACCAUGACCGUAAUAAAACAGUUGAAAAUUUUGAGUUGGAGCUACAUUUGCAGACAGUUUUAUAGUAAUUAAAAAAACAUUUUAUGGUUGAAAAAACAUUGUGGUGAAAAUAAGCCUAUGGCAAGUUUCCAUGUGUUUAAACUCAGUUUAUAUAUUUAUAUAAGCUGAUUGGUUUAGUGGUUAGCACGUUUGCCUCGCACACCCGGGGUUGGGGGUUCGAUUUCCUCCUCUGCGCACCACGGGUGCGUUUGCAUGUUCUCCCUGUGCUUCGGGGGUUUCCUCCAAGUACUCCGGUUUCAUCCAUCAGUCCAAGGACAUGCGUUGUAGUUUGAUUGGCAUUUCCAAAUUGUGUGUGUCUGUGAUUGUCCCCUGUGAUGGGUUGACACUCCGUCCAGGGUGUCCCCCGCCUCAUGCUCUGAAUCCCCUGGGAUAGGCAACCUUGUAUAGGAUUAGCAGUACAGAAGAUGGAUGGAUUUAUGGAUAUUUGCUGAUUUUUAUCAAGAGCUUUAAUACUUCUGGAUUUCACUAUAAAUAGAAUUUGAGUUAAAAACUCAUAACCCAGUGGGAAAAACCUAUUGCAAAAUAGAGAAACAUUUCUUAUGUAACUCGAUUGACAGAAUGUCGAUCUUAAAUAUAUCUAUAGAAUGUUUUGAAAUUGUGUGAAAAAUAUUUCAUGACCAUUAUAGAACUGUUCCAACAUCUUUAUUGUCAAUCCACUAUUAUAGUGGUACACCUUACUUAAAUAUGUUUAGUCUCUUCAGAGUUCACACAUUAAUUAACUGCAUCUAGACAGAAUAAUGAUGACUUGUACCUGAUACCUUAGGGCCAUGGUCUCUAAGUAGGGUCCUGGGAGUCCAAGGGUGUCAUAUCACAGCAAACCAGUGAGUACAUUUCCCAUCCUGCACUGUGGCCUACAAACAUGACCGCCAUGGACUGCAAUUCCCAGGACACUCACCUUCAUUCUAAUCACAUACACCUGCAUCCUAUUCACAGCACUCACAACCACAGUAUAAAGAGACGGUUUGUACACAAUAGCUUUGCGAAGUAUUACGCUCAGUUGCUUAGUCUCUGUUGUAUUUCCAAGCCUUUUAUUGUGUUUGCUUUUCUGGUUAUUGACUUUGUUUACUCUGUUGACCUUGAUUCUCUGCCCUGCCUAGUUUAGCCUGUUUGCCUGAUCGUUUGACCCUAGCCUGCCAUACCUGCAGUUUCUUCUGUCCUGCGCCUACAUCAUGUGACAAAGGGGUCAGUGAAAGAGUGGAUUAUUGUUUAUCUGGAGGACUGAAACAGUUAUUUCUAAAAUUAUGAAUAAACCUAAUGUGGCAUAAGAAUAGCAGAAUAAUGCUCAGAGAUGAGCUUAUCAUUCAGUUCAUCUCUGACUAAUCACCGGAACUGAACAGGUUUCAUCCUAAUCUCAGUAACUCAAAAACAAGUAGUCGUAUAAAUAAUAUCAAGUGGAAGGGACAGUUUUAAUCAUUUUAUGUUUAAAUUGUGGAAUUUGAGUAAUGUAAUUCACAUGAAAUGUGAAAAUUAUUUCAAUUUAAAUUCACAUUUUUAAAAGUGUGAUAUGAGUGGAAAUAAUUCAGGAAUAAAAUCUCCAAUCCACAGUGUUGAAUUAACACCUACAGGGUUUAUAAAUGUCCAGUUAGACACAAAUGAACUCUGAAAGAGUUCAUUCAAUACUCUAGUUCAUUCAAUAAUUCAGCACUGGGAAUUUUGCUGCACAUCAAAGUGUGAGAACUUAGGUGGUUAUAGUUGUAACUGCUAGGUCGGUUCAUUUUAAAAUGGGGAACUUAAAUGUAGAGGAAAGACGUCAAAAUGUACCGAAAUAGCACAGCUUGAGGUUUUGUAUCAAUGAAAGCUCAAGGUGUAGACUAAAUAGUAUCGUAGGUAAAUAAGCUCUUUCAUGUCAGAUGGCAUUUAAAGUACUUAUUUAACACAGUUAAAACUCCAGUGCUUUACAUUUCAACCGUUUCAAAACAUUUAUCUCAGCAUUCAGGAAAGUAUCAGGAAAGAAAUAUGUGACACAUCGAGUAGGACGGGUUGUAUUGUGUGUGUGUGUGUGUGAGUGAGAGACAGAAAGAGAGAGAGAGAGAGAGCUCAGACAGAACGAUGUGUAGAGGAGAGAAGCUCAGUGCACAGGUGUGAGUGUGGAAAUAGUAUGAUUGUUCAAAUUAGUUGGCAGGUUGUGAUUUUCUCGCUCAAAUCAUAACUCCCACAGUGACUCUCAUGGAUAUGGCUGUCAUCCUCUGUUUACUGUUACAUUACUACUUGUUUUCGGUUACAUUUUUGGCCACGACAGCGCAGCUGACCCCGAUUAAAGAGGACAUUUUGGACUCGACCUCAGACAGAGAUCUGCAAUGGCUAUCCGAUCCACCUGAAGCUUUUCAAAAGAUAAAGUUAAAGCUGGGGCUGACCUCAGCCCACCUUGUCUACCAAGGCUGUAAUUCAAAUUUGAAAAACAGACUAAAAACAUUGUGGACUACAUGGAUGGCGAAGAAGGAUGCCCAUGAGCUUCAGCUGGACCUGCUUUUUGCUCAAAAUGACAAAACACCUGUCAUAAUCCAGUUACUGGAAUCUGAUGGACCAGUGGAACGUCCUCAGACUCGACAAAAACAACAACAGAUUGUAGCUCCACAGGAAUUUACUCAGCCUAAAAGCCCUCAGGAUGUGGAGAGACACCUGUAUCACGCGCAGGGUCUAGACUUGGGGAAGAUCAAAAGAAAUGGCUUUCAUUUGGGUUUCUCCUACAGCGGAUCAUGCAUAUUUAUUUCGUCUGUACGGGUCUUCUACAUGAAAUGUCCCGGGAUGACAGUGAACCAGACUAGUUUUGGAGGAGCAUCAGCAGGGUCAGGAUGGAUCAGAGGCCAGUGUGUGGAUGGAGCUGAAGAAAAGUCUACCCCAAUGAUUGAGUGCGAGUCUAAUGGACAGUGGGGUGUAAUGCAAGGAUUCUGUGUCUGUGGAGCUGGUUAUGAAGCAGAGGGGAACAUGUGUAAAGCUUGUGGUCUGGGCAGCUACAAAGCUGCCAACGAAAGUGGUGAAUGUCAGCUUUGCCCGUCCAAUAGUAGAACAUCCUCGGAAGGUGCUUCAAACUGUGACUGUGAAGAAGGAUAUGCCCGACUGCAGAAUGACCCACCACACCUAGGCUGUACAAGAUCUCCAUCAGCACCGCUCAACUUAACUAUACAUCACUUGAGUAGCACAGACCUGAUUGUGAACUGGGCCACGCCUGCAGAUCUUGGUGGAAGAGAGGAAGUGAUGUAUGAUGUAGAGUGUAGACAAAAGACAGAAGGAUCUCUUGCUCCAUGGAUUCCAUGUGACAAUACCAUGGUAAUAACUCCACAGUCCACAGGGCUGACUGAAACAGUGGCCACCAUUACUGGAUUACAAGCACAUGUGAGCUACCAGCUUUCUGUCAGAGCAUACAACAGAAUAUCUCAGAAACUGGGCACAUCUGGGUCUUCACAGUCCAUUACUAUAUUGAAGACUCCAGUAGUAAUCACAGCUGUUCCAGUACCAACACCUGCUGCCAGGCAACAGCUCAAAACUCCAGUGAUUGGCGGCGUGCUGUGUGGAAUACUGCUACUCCUGGCGCUGAUAUCAGCUGCGUUCUGCCUUGUACGCAGAGGUCAUAGUAAAUUCAGGGAAGAUCAAGAAGUGGAGCUUAUGCCUUUACAGGGUGUUGGUAGAGUGUACAGACCCCCUGAAGAACCACAAACUACAUCUCUUCAACAAACUGCCAGUUCUGUCCCGUUUUUGGACAGUGUGAAUGAAAGCCUGCUGUCUGGUAUUAAAGACGUGUUGGUAGAUCGCAACCGAGUCACGCUGGGCAAAGAGCUCGGGAAAGGAGAAUUUGGGGCAGUCUAUGAGGGCAUGUUCUUAUUAGAAGACAAUGAGAACAUCCAAGUGGCAGUGAAGACCAUGAGAGUUGGAAUUAACAGCCAGGACGAUCUGGAGUCAUUUCUUAAGGAAGCUGAAAUCAUGCAGCACUUUGACCAUGAUAACAUAGUGAAACUUCUAGGUGUCACUCUGGAGACGGUAGAGAACUCUUCCAUCCCCGUUCCACUAGUCAUCCUACCAUUCUUGAAACAUGGAGACCUCAGACGAUUUCUUAUAGCUACCCGCUAUGGUGACAUUCCUAUGUUCGUGCCUCAUCAGAGCCUGCUACGCUUUAUGAUUGACAUUGCCUCAGGCAUGGAGUAUCUCAGCUGCAAGGGCUUUUUGCAUAGAGAUUUGGCAGCACGCAACUGCAUGUUGGGAGAUGAUCUGUGUGUACGUGUGGCUGACUUCGGCCUUUCCAAACAGAUCUUCAGCAGUAACUAUUACAGACAGAAGGUUGCUAUACGAAUGCCAAUCAAGUGGAUGGCCAUAGAAAGCCUUUCUGAAUCCAUCUACACCAGCAAGAGUGAUGUGUGGUCCUUUGGAGUGACCAUGUGGGAGAUUGUGUCCAGAGGAAAGACUCCAUAUCCUGGCAUCCCCAACCAUGAGCUUUUAGAACUGCUUGAAAAUGGGCAUCGCCUCAAACAGGGGGACUGUGACAGUAAACUAUAUGAGGUGAUGCUGAGCUGCUGGCACAAAGAGCCCUCACAGCGGCCUUGUUUUGCAGAGCUGGCUCAGAGACUUAAAGCUCUACUGUGUGAGCUUCCGCCCUUGGAGCCCAGUAAAGAGAGCUACUACAUCAACCAGGGCCUGGAGGCAGCCAACGCCACCCAGAGCAGUGCUGCAGAGCCUGACCCUGAGGGAGCUGUAGGAAACAUUUACUUUCCCUCGCCAGAGGCCAGAACAGACUGCGCUAAAAGGAAAGAGGAGGUGAAGGAAGACGAAGAGGAAGGAUAUCUGCUCUGCAAUAAACGUGCCAUGUAGACUGUCAAAAAUGGAGGCCCAAAUUCUUGAUGUAAUUUGCAUAUAUAUAUAUAUUUUUUAAAAAAUAAAAAAAAAAUUACUAAUUUUUUAAAAUAAAACAUCCAAUCCAGUGUGCACGCUUUCAAUUUAGUGCCUACGGUAUUCAUAAUUCAGACAUUAAAGUUCGGUCCAUGUUUCUAAACACGACACUUGUCAACACCAUAACACAUUUACUCUGUGAGAAUGUACAAUAAGUGCAUGCAGCAAAACUUGUGUUCAUU
Molecule: messenger RNA, 6969 nt
Organism: Ictalurus punctatus (channel catfish)
Lineage: Eukaryota; Metazoa; Chordata; Actinopteri; Siluriformes; Ictaluridae
Product: ephrin type-A receptor 7
Exons: 15
Coding region: 4076-6709 (877 amino acids)
Biological process (GO): protein phosphorylation; axon guidance
Cellular component (GO): neuron projection
Molecular function (GO): protein binding; transmembrane-ephrin receptor activity; ATP binding
Source: RefSeq, a predicted model, not a curated record